AUAGAUAUUAGAAUUUGUAGAGACAAGUGUGCAAAAACAACAAAAAUGAGUGAAUGUCAAAAUUUUAAAUGAAUUGAACUCAAGUAUUGAACAAAAUUUAAGGUGCAGUUAUAUCAUCUCAUUUAGUAAUUAUCAUUCAAAAUAGAGCAUUCGAUACUUUGGCUUGUCGCUUACACAGCGGCUAGCUUAUUAUUUUACAUAAUAGUUUCAAUAUGGAACCCCAAAAAACCACUGCUAAGAACCUUGAAGAACGCGAAAAGGGUGCUCAUUGUUACAGCACACCCAGAUGAUGAAAGUAUGUUUUUUGGACCAACGGUUCUACAAUUUAAUAAAAUGGGAUGUGAAAUAUAUUUAGUCUGUCUUUCUACUGGAAAUCAUUCAGACUUAGGUAAAACUAGAAAAUAUGAACUAUAUGAGGCUUGUAAAGUAUUAGGCAUAUCGGAAGAUAGAAUAACUAUACAUAAUGACCAAUUUUUACCUGACAAUCCAAAUGUGAUGUGGAAAGAAGAUUUAAUCGGAUCUAUUAUUAUGAAUUAUGUACAAAGUUUAAAUGUUGAUACUUUAGUUUCAUUUGACAAACAGGGUAUUAGUCAACAUCCGAAUCACAAAGCUAUUUAUUACGCCAUUGCCUAUUUGGUUAUGGAGAACCAAUUACCAAGUUAUUGCAGAGCUUAUACAUUAGAAACGGUUAAUAUAUUUCGAAAAUAUUCACUGUUUUUAGAUAUACCUAUUAGUUUUUUAUCAUCUUCUUACUGGUCAAUAUUAAAUUGGAAAGAAAGAAAAAGAAUUCAAAAAGCAAUGAAAGAACAUAAUUCUCAGAUGGUCUGGUUUAGAUCAUUGUACAUCACGUUUUCUCGCUAUAUGCUUGUGAACACCUUGGAAGAAAUUACUUUCCAUAAUGCACUAAAUAAUUUAUCACAAGAAGAGGAUAAAGAAAAUUAAUUUAUAUACCCAAAUAACAAAUUCAA
Messenger RNA from Ctenocephalides felis (cat flea), 968 nucleotides. Its product is annotated as N-acetylglucosaminyl-phosphatidylinositol de-N-acetylase-like. Gene Ontology annotation, molecular function: N-acetylglucosaminylphosphatidylinositol deacetylase activity. The transcript has 5 exons. NCBI's taxonomy places the organism in Eukaryota, Metazoa, Arthropoda, Insecta, Siphonaptera, Pulicidae. The coding region runs from base 298 to 942 and encodes 214 amino acids. Gene Ontology annotation, cellular component: endoplasmic reticulum. Gene Ontology annotation, biological process: GPI anchor biosynthetic process. The record is from RefSeq and is a predicted model, not a curated record.